This is a messenger RNA of Phodopus roborovskii (desert hamster), 1505 nucleotides long. It is a transcript of the gene Spaca6, whose product is annotated as sperm acrosome associated 6. The coding region runs from base 26 to 964 and encodes 312 amino acids. Gene Ontology annotation, biological process: fusion of sperm to egg plasma membrane involved in single fertilization. NCBI's taxonomy places the organism in Eukaryota, Metazoa, Chordata, Mammalia, Rodentia, Cricetidae. The transcript has 8 exons. The record is from RefSeq and is a predicted model, not a curated record.
UCCUCAGACCCAGAGAUCCUCUGUGAUGGCCCUUGUUGCCCUAGUGGGGAGCAUCAUCCUGUUGUUCCCGCUGAUCUUCAGGGCGUCCACGUGGGCAUGUCUCCUCUGCUUCACCACCUACGAGGAACGCCUCCAUCUCUGCCAGAUGUUUGUGGACACAGAGGGCCCCAAGCUGAGCCAGUGUAAAGAUGCUCUCACAACUGCCUUUGAGGGUCUCUCAGACACGGAAAUCAACUAUGAUGAGAGAAGCCACCUGCAUGAUGCAUUUACACAGAUGAUCUUCUCCCUCCAGGAGGUGGCUGCAACUCAGGGGUCCUUUAAGGCCGCCUUCCCCAGUGCUGCAGCAAAAAUGAAGAGGACCAUAAAACAGCUUAAAAAAGUCCAGGACUGCAUCCCUCCUUGUGGCGUCCAGGAGGUCACUAGGCGUUUCUACUGCUGGGGUUGCUUUUCCACAAUCUGCGACCUCCCUCUGGACUGUCCAGUUCGGGAUGUAACGGUGAAGCGAGGGGACCAGGCUUUGUUUUCUUGUGUCGUGGGCUUCCAGUUGCCAGAAUCAGAGAUCACUUAUUCCUGGAAAUUCGCGGGAGGAGGUCUCCGAACUCAGGACGUGUCCUACUUCCGUGAUGUACCAGGAGCCCACGGGUACCUGGCGCGGAUUCGGCCAGUGCAACCCACGCAUCGCGGGACCUUCUCCUGCGUGAUUCUGCACGACCAGCGUCCCCUGGCUCGGCUCUACUUCUAUCUGAACGUGACCGGCCCUCCUCCGCCUGGGGAGACUGAGCUCCAGGUCACGUUCCGGGAAGUGAUGCAUUGGACGCCGCGGGAGGCGGAAAUGAUCGAGCCCUGGAGGCCCAGCCUACGCGAACUGCUUGCCAGGCCCCGGGCUCUGACGCUUGGCAACCUGUUCCUGCUCGCAGCAAUCGCUGCACUCUUGUCUGCUAGUGUCACUGUGCUAGUAUGGUGAGUGCCAGCUUCCACCUUCCCCUCCCCCAGCACCCUUUGUCCACACCGCAGGCCUCCGCCCCCGACCCGAUCCAGGAGUCCAUUCAGGCUCCAUCGGUCCUCCAACCCCAGACCCCACCCUCCUUCCUCACUCGUACUAAGGUCUUCUCUCAGACUCAGGAAUCCAGUUCCUAGAUUGCCUUCCUCAGACUCGGUACUACCCUCCAGUCUUCCUUCAUAUGUAACAUAGCUCCCACCCUCUAGGACCUAGGAGGCCUAACCCUUUUUUUGUCAAAUCCAGGAGUGGAAGUCCUAGCCCUCCUUGCUCACGCUGAGAAAUCCAGGUCUCUGUCCUUAUGUCUCAUAACCUAGUUUUGGCCCUGACAUCAGGCCUCCCUCCCUUGCAUUAUGAAACCCAAAUGUGUUUCUAUCACUGGGCCCUCCAACAGCACACACUCCUUUGUUUUCCCAGGGUGUUUUUUCAAUGGUACUUAAGCGGCAACUAACAAGGGUGUCUGCCCAGAUUUGACAUUCAUCCUUGAAAUAAAGAAUAUAUUUCAGUU